AUGAGCAAGAAGCCUCCGAUUCGUCUAACCCACCAGGCAUACACUAUUGGAUGGAUAUGUGCAUUGCCAAUAGAAGGCGGGGCGGCAAGUUUCAUGCUGGACGAGGAGCACGCUGACCUUGUAAAUCCGGGAAGCGACACAAACUCAUAUUGGCUUGGAGCUAUUAGCGGUCAUAACGUUGCCAUCGCUUGUUUACCAUCCGGCAGUUAUGGCAAUAACAGUGCCGCGACAGUCGCAGCCCGGAUGAUUUCUACCUUUCCCAACAUCAAAGUUGGCUUAAUGGUAGGGAUUGGAGGCGGCAUCCCCUCAAAUGUUCGACUCGGUGAUGUGGUCAUCAGUCAGUCCAAGAAUGGACAUAAUGCAGUUAUCCAGUGGGAUAUGGGGAAGACUGAGGAAGGCGGCAAGUUCAAGCGAACGGGCUCUCUGAACAAUCCGCCAACCGCAGUGAUGACAGCGCUGAGCAAGUUUCAGGCUAAUUCAGUACGCUCUCGCCAGAAGAUUAAAGCAUGUCUGGAGGGACUGAAAAGUCGUGAGGAGGCAAAAGCCUUUCUCAAGUCUGAUUCAAUGAAAGAUCCGCUGGAUGCCACUCUGGGUGCCCACGAUACCAUGGGGAUACAUUACGGUCUGAUUGCAUCGGGAAAUCAAGUGAUUAAAGAUGCCGCAACUCGAGAUAGACUCAACGCGGACUAUGAUGGAGAUUUGCUUUGCUUCGAGAUGGAAGCAGCGGGAUUGAUGAAUGACUUCCCAUGUCUCGUCAUCCGGGGCAUUUGCGACUAUUCAGAUGAGCAUAAGAACAAGGUCUGGCAAGAGUACGCGGCGGCUGUAGCUGCAGCAUGUGCAAAGACAUUCCUCUCCGUUCUCCCUGCGAGCGAAAUUACAGGGAUGAAAACGAUCCAAGGUCAGUAG
Trichoderma atroviride IMI 206040 is the source of this 906-nucleotide messenger RNA. RefSeq lists its product as uncharacterized. Gene Ontology annotation, biological process: nucleoside metabolic process. Lineage: Eukaryota; Fungi; Ascomycota; Sordariomycetes; Hypocreales; Hypocreaceae. Gene Ontology annotation, molecular function: protein binding; catalytic activity. The record is from RefSeq and is a predicted model, not a curated record.